This is a messenger RNA of Nasonia vitripennis (jewel wasp), 4279 nucleotides long. It is a transcript of the gene Zasp52, whose product is annotated as PDZ and LIM domain protein Zasp. The coding region runs from base 317 to 2782 and encodes 821 amino acids. Lineage: Eukaryota; Metazoa; Arthropoda; Insecta; Hymenoptera; Pteromalidae. Gene Ontology annotation, cellular component: Z disc; adherens junction; stress fiber. Gene Ontology annotation, biological process: actin cytoskeleton organization; heart development; muscle structure development. The transcript has 16 exons. Gene Ontology annotation, molecular function: actin binding; muscle alpha-actinin binding. The record is from RefSeq and is a predicted model, not a curated record.
UUAGACACUCGCCGAGCCGCAGACACGACUGACCGACCGACCGAGCGCGAUCGCCGUCGCAGCUCCUCGCUAUAUAUAUAUCUAUACACACACACACACACACGCACACACGGCACUCUCGCUCUCGCUCGAAAUAUCCGCAUAAGUACAGAGUAUAAUCGACGCGUUUGAAUUUCGCGCGCGCGCGCUCUACCGAGUAUAAUACUUGUGUGCCGCCGAUUGUGCGAGAGAUCGAGAGAGAGAGAGAGAGAGAGAGAGAGAGAGAUUGUGCUCAGUGACAUAAGAGGAGAUAGAUCGUCGUAACACACCGACGACCAUGGCGCAGCUGAUAAGCGUCAAGCUGUCCCGCUUCGACGGAUCACCCUGGGGAUUCAGGCUCCAGGGCGGCAAGGACUUUGGAACGCCGCUGAUCGUGCAAAAGGUGAACAACGGAUCGCCGGCCGAAGCAGCUGGUCUGCGCGCGGGCGACGCCGUAAUCCGAGUCAACAGUACCGACAUGUUCAACCUGAGACACAAGGACGCGCAGGACGUGAUCGUCAGGGCCGGCAACAACUUCGAGCUGACCGUGCAGAGAGGCGGCAGCACGUGGAGGCCGAGCGUAUCUCCGGUGACGGCCUCGAUCCCGUCCCCGCAGCCAACGGCCCCAGCCAGCAGCAUAUCCCCGGUCACCAAGACUUCCCUGGCCGCCAAGAAGCAGGAGGUCCACCUGAUCGGCAGCGGGCACAACUUCAGCCCCAAGCCAUUCCUGAACGGAACGAGCGACGGCACCGUCAAGUCGAUCGUCAACAAACAGUACAACAGCCCGGUCGGUAUCUACAGCGAGGAGACCAUUGCCGAGACCCUGUCGGCCCAGGCCGAGGUCCUCGCCGGAGGUGUUCUCGGAGUGAACUUCAAGAAGAACGAGAAGAACUACAACGCGCAGAACAGCGAGGUCUUCAAGAUGGUCCAGGAAGCCGACAAGGAGCCGAGAACUCCCGAGCCCGUACCGGCGCGCACGGAGUUCUAUUCGUCGGUGAGCCACGCGGUCGGCGGCAGGUCGACCUCGCCCAGGUCGCCGACGCCCCUCAGCGCCGAGCUCGGCAUCACCCAGCCACCGGUGUACCCCACACGACCCGCCCAGAAGCUCGUCCAGCAGCAGCAGCAGCAGCCAGCUACUAGGAACGCUGCUCCUCGUCCCGACGGCGUCGUCAUCUGCAGCAACUGCGACAGCGCGAUCGUUGGCGUCUUCGUCAGAAUAAAGGAGAAGAACCUCCACGUCGAGUGCUUCAAAUGCUCGACCUGCGGAACUUCGCUGAAGAACGUCGGCUACUACAACAUCAACAACAAACUCUACUGCGACAUCCACGCCAAGCUCGUAGCCAGGCAAAACGCCCCCGCUGGAAUGGUACCAGUCACCGUUGGACCAGGACAGAAAGCUCCGGCCAACACGAUCUCCGCGGCUCUGUCGAACGUCGGACCGCUGUCGCCUGCGCUCAGCAAUCACGGAAGCUCGUCGCCUCAAUCCUUCUCGACGAGCUAUGCCCGAGCCUACAGUCCGGACACUCGUUACCGAAACGCCUACAACAACGGCUUCAGCAGCGGCAGCAGCAUCAAUAACGGCUACGAGCAACAGCGGCCCGAGUCGAACAACAGCUACGAUAACUCGAACGGCUACGAGUCGUCGAAAACCUACACGAGCACCCUGACCAUCCAGACGAGCCAACAGCAGCAGCAGCAGCAGCAGCAGAACAACGGACAGGACACUCGGGAGAAGCUGCAGCAAUCGCCCGAGCUUGACUAUAAUCGAAAUCCUACUAACGAUCAAUUUAACAAUUUGGACAACAAGCUUCACAAGCUCACCGACGACAUUCGCGAUUUCGCUUUCGACGAGCAGAAACAGCAGAGCAAACUGCUCACCGGCAAGGACUACUGCGACGCGAAUACCGUCCAGAAGCCGAUGCUGCUCAGGGCCUUCAAGGCACCAACGAACAACCUCGCCGGCCCCAAGCCCUUCAUCGGCUCCAGCCUCUCGAACCAGAACUACUCGUCAUCGCCUAUUAUUAACACCGGAAACAGCACUCUGCCCCGGCCCCAGAAUCAGUCCGUAACUGGUCGUUUCUCUACCCUGCCAAAGCCGAUAAGCUCUCCUUUCAAAGGUGCUGGUAGCUGCGGAUUAGGAGGCGGCAACAAGGGCGGCACCUUCGCCGGCAGCAGCGCCCCCAACCGCGGUCGGGGCAUACUCAACCAGGCUGGUUCCGGAUUGCGUGUCCCACUUUGUGCGGCCUGCAAUUCCCAAGUCAGGGGUCCAUUCAUUUCCGCAUUGGGACAGAUCUGGUGCCCCGAGCACUUCGUCUGCGUGAACCCGCAGUGCCGCCGCGGCCUCCAGGAUAUCGGCUUCGUCGAGGAGAAGGGCCAGCUCUACUGCGAAUACUGUUUCGAACGAUUCAUUGCCCCAUCGUGUAACAAGUGCAAUAACAAAAUCAAAGGAGAUUGUUUGAACGCCAUCGGCAAACACUUCCAUCCUGAAUGUUUCAACUGCGCUCACUGCGGCAAACACUUUGGCAACAGUCCUUUCUUCCUCGAAGAGGGACUUCCGUAUUGCGAAAGAGAUUGGAAUGACCUCUUCACGACGAAAUGCUUCGCCUGCGGCUUCCCGGUAGAGGCUGGAGACCGUUGGGUAGAAGCCCUCAAUAACAACUACCACAGUCAAUGCUUCAACUGCACGAUGUGCAAAAAGAAUCUUGAGGGACAGAGCUUUUACGCGAAGGGUGGUCGCCCCUUCUGCAAAAACCACGCGCGCUAGAUAUACCACAUAGAGAUGAAUCUUACGAAGAAUACAUAACGUUCUACAAUCGAACUACGCAACAAGCAUCGAGUAUGGAUAUUAUUAUACGAAAAGAAGAAAAAAAAAGCCGCACACGCACUCAUCGAAUUAUUAACUAUCCACAUAAGCUUACUUGUAAUGUAGAUAAGAGAAUGUUAUGAAAAUUAUAUAUUUAAUUAUACGAGCUGCGACGGACCGUCGCAGCGAGACGCGAUUGAAACUUUCUCGACUUUCGUCCUGAUACAUUUAACGCCGUUAUUUUCUCCGUCUCUCUGAAUUCGUUAGAGAGAUAUCCGCGAGAGACGCGCUAAUGUAUAUUCUUCACUAUACGAAUACUGUAAUUUCGCUAUAUCUAGGGAAUUUUAUCACUAACCCGCAAAAAGUGGCAAAUAAUAAUAAUAAUAAUAAUAAUAAUAAUAAUAAUAAUGAUAUACGAUGAAAUAUUAUAUACCAAAAAGUAAAGUAUAAGGGAGGGGUAUAUUUUGCCAUUUUUUUCCGCGUACGGAUUCCGCAAACGCUCGUGCCUCCUCGAGGAUCUACUACUGUUCCGUGACUCGAGCUGCUUAUUUCCCGGCAAUUGAUUUUCCUCGAGUGCGCGUACUUGCUUUUGAAAAACAAAAGCUUAUAUACUCGACGAGGCUACGAUCGUUCGCAUUUUGCGAAUUAAAAAAAAAAAAAAGAGCUAAGAGCGAGCUUGACUAAUGAAAAGGACGUGCGAUAUAUAAGAUACCACUUUACUUGAACAAGCGCGUAUAUGUAACAAUUAUUUUUCUGCAGAACUUUCAGCGAGAGAUCGAUCGGUAUGUUUGUAGCGCGUCUUCGCGCUGUGUGUACAAGUGUACAAUAGCGUCGCCGCGUCCUGUGCUCUUUUGACGCGCACCGACGGUCCAACGAUUCCGAAGACGCGACUACAGCCCCGACUUUAUAUACAGUUGCCAUAUAUUUUUCCGUGCCAUCUCUCCGAUCGAUUAACUAAUUAUUGUACACGGACACACGCGAGGGUGUCGUGAUGCGACCGUCGUCUAUGUAAUAAACAAAAUUUUUGAUCAGUAGCUUGUGCGAAAGCGCCUGUAUGAGAGAGUGAGCGUGUCUGAAAGUGAGGAGUUUUUAAUAAUGGACCCUGCGAAAACUGGUUUUUUGCUAUUAUAAUAAUGUAUGCUUCGGUUUUAAGCGAUAUUAUUGUACGCGACAAAAAUUACAAAAAAAUAAAUAAAUAAAUAAAUAAAUUUGCUCCUUCGAAAAAUAUCUUUAAAGUUCUGUUCUCUACAGCUGCACCAUCGCGCUCUUGUCGCGUAUUCGAUGUGCAUUUUUUAUAUCUGGGCUUUUGUACUUUAAUCGUAUUUUUUGAGGAAUUGAUCGUUUAUUGACAAAGGAAGAAAAUUAUAUCAUACGUAUGUAUAGUUGCGUCGCGUGCGGCGUUAAACGGAGCCUGCGCGUCCGUCUUUUGUGUUGCUUAAAAUAAAGUUAAUUACGAUA